Musa acuminata subsp. malaccensis (wild Malaysian banana) is the source of this 640-nucleotide messenger RNA. Lineage: Eukaryota; Viridiplantae; Streptophyta; Magnoliopsida; Zingiberales; Musaceae. The record is from RefSeq and is a predicted model, not a curated record.
UUAUGGUCCAACAUAUUUCCUAUCUUAUUGGAUUGGAUAUAUGCAGGGAACAUUGAGCUUUUGAACCUCUUAUUCUCAAAAGGAGUUAAUGUGGAAUCACAAAGUGAUGCUGGUACCCCUUUGAUUUGGGCUGCUGGACAUGGGCAGGAAGAAUCAGUGCAAUUUUUGUUAGAACAUCAUGCUAAUGCCAAUGCUGAAACUGAUGACAAUAUCACUCCACUAUUAUCAGCUGUAGCAGCUGGAUCACUUCCAUGCUUGGAAUUGCUACUUCAGGCAGGUGCUAAUCCAAAUGCCAGCGCAGGAGGAGCAACUCCGUUGCAUGUUGCUGCUGAUAACGGAAGUAGAGAAAUUGUCAGUUGCUUAAUAAGAGCUGGAGGAGAUCCUAAUCUAUGUGAUGAUGUAAACUCUUGCAAGUCAUUUUGUUUAUGCUUGAAGCUGACUUGUUGUUUAUCAAUAUCUUAUUAUUGGAUUGUGAAUGUGCCCGACUGUCCAUGUUAGAGAAGUGGGUUUCUGCUUUAGCUCUCAGUGCACAUGAAUUGGGAUGUUAUGCUUAACAUGGAAAUUGGAAUAAUGGCAUUAAGAAAAAAAUCUUUUGCAAAUUAUGAUUCAAUUUCUAUUGAAAUUGACCAUAUCAUAUUUU